Alligator mississippiensis (American alligator) is the source of this 1168-nucleotide messenger RNA. It is a transcript of the gene ROPN1L, whose product is annotated as rhophilin associated tail protein 1 like. The coding region runs from base 345 to 1043 and encodes 232 amino acids. The transcript has 6 exons. The record is from RefSeq and is a predicted model, not a curated record. NCBI's taxonomy places the organism in Eukaryota, Metazoa, Chordata, Crocodylia, Alligatoridae.
AGGAGUGCCACAUAGGGCCGCGUGCGGGUCCCUGGCGCGGUGCUCCUCACCCUUAUCUGUGCCAGGACCCGUUUGGAAACACGGGUGGCCCGUCCUGAGCCAGUGCCCCUCACUCCCGACCCGACCCGACCCGCUGCCCCCAGGCCCAGCCCCGCGGUGUGCCUAGCGUGGGGGUCCCAAGCAGCCAACAGUCUGCAUUUCAGGAGUUUCCUGCCAACUUCUGGAUCAAGGCAUUGCAAGAGAAGAUCUAGCUCUUCCAGAUGAGAUUAGUGUGCUAGGCUCCAACCAGCUUGACUCUUGUUACAGGGGAGGUUGGGGAUAAUCUCCAACACAGGGUUGAUUUGAUGAUUGUUUUUUUCAGGGUCUUGUUACUGGACCUGACAAGAAUCAUGCCUCUCCCAGAGACCAUGUUUUGUGCCCAGCAGAUUAAAAUCCCACCUGAGCUCCCAGAUAUUUUGAAACAAUUUACUAAAGCUGCUAUAAGGACACAACCAUGUGAUGUUCUGCAGUGGUCAGCUGGGUAUUUCUCAGCUCUGUUGAAAGGAGAGCCCCUUCCUGUUAAGGACAGGGUUGAAAUGCCAGUAGCAACUCAGAAAACGGACACUGGACUGACACCAGGGCUCCUUAAAGUUUUGCACAAGCAGCUUUCUCCAAAGGGCCACGUGAGCAUGAAAGAACUAGAGAAAAAAUGGAAACAUCUCUGCUUGCCAGUGGAGCAGCUUAGAGCCCUUCUGCAACUGGACAGCUUUGGUGACGAGGUGGAAUGGAUGAAAAUUCUAGCACUUGGGUGCAGUGCGCUUGGUGGGUCCUUGCUGAGUUCUCUGAAGCAUGCCUGUGAAAUUCUAACAACUGAUCUCGAAGGUGGACCUGCUCGCGUUCCAUUUGAUACGUUUUCAUUUCUUUACACAUACCUGGCUAGUAUAGAUGGAGAGAUACCAGACAGCGAAGUUGACGCUUUCCUCAGCUCUAUUAAAGGAAGUGUGGCGCAUAAAGAAGGUCUGGUUGGACUGGCAGAUUUUUUCACUCCAACAAAGAAGUUAUAAGCAAAAGAUUACAAGAAUUUACCAGAGAAGAAAUAGCACCAAUGCACCAAUGCAGAGAAGAGCUAUAGUAAAGUGAUACCUUAUAUUAACACAAACCUGAAAAUACAGACUUUGCCUUACAAGUA